Molecule: messenger RNA, 2741 nt
Organism: Saccostrea echinata
Lineage: Eukaryota; Metazoa; Mollusca; Bivalvia; Ostreida; Ostreidae
Exons: 7
Coding region: 275-2068 (597 amino acids)
Source: RefSeq, a predicted model, not a curated record
ACUUAAUUGUCGAACGUGGUUAUAUGAGCUUGUUGCAGAUACAGGCAACAAGCACCAUCAGAGAAGAAAAAGUCUGUAUUUUCCGUCGUCUCCUGGCGGAUAGACGGAUAACUCGAGAACGAAAGUGUUUGAAGUUGAUGGUUUUCAAGAGACUCUAAACGGAUAAGCUUCGUUGAACAUUUACUGGAUCCUCCAAUGUAUCUUUGUAAGGAUCUUAUGAAGCUGUGGAAUCUAUUACAGCAUUCUUCCAACUGAGGCAAAAACAGUAAGUGUCAUGGAGACAGUUUGUUUCGCCGCCAUCUUACUAAUGUUUACAUCACCUCAAACGGAAUCUCUCUCCAUCAAAAGACGCUCACUGAGGAGUUCCGAUGAUCUUACGGCCGCCUUAGCUGUCCUACGUCGCCAUAAAAGACAGACCUCCGACAUAGGCUAUCUACGCAACUAUUUAAUAGAUAAUCAAGACAGAAUUCCAGAAUCUUACUUAAACGUGUUAAACGACAACUAUGGCCUUAAUUUAGAGAAGUACUACCCCCAACAGCCUAUUUCAGAGAACAUCUUAGACCGAGAGAUGCUUCAAGAUGCAUAUAAAAAUACUUAUAAAGAUGUUGGGCCAUUUGUUACUGAUGAAUCAGAUGAAAGAAAUAUCAAAGGAUCUCGAAACGUCCCCACGCGAGCUGAACUGGCGGAAAUAUUUGGAGAUUUCAAUAAGAAAGUUCCUGAAAGAACCCACAAGCGACAGAUAUACAUGCACCAUCCCACAUCUGAGUAUGAAUCACGCAAAACUGGCUUAGAACACUCACCAAAAAGUAACAAGCAAAAAGUAUCGGAAUCAGCUUUGAAAGAAAUGUUUGAGAAGAGUUCAGAGAAAGACAAUAAUGAUGAGAAAUCAGCAGAAAAAGAACGAACUCCGGUCAGCACAGAAGAACUGAAAAAUGUUUUUGGCGAUGAGAGUAAAAAUAAAGAUGAUCAGUCUAAAGCUGUAGUUUCUCCUCAACAACCCUCGCCAGUCCCAACUAAAGACAACAAGGCCGAAAGGAGUGUACCGACAGAAGGCGAACGGUUCCAAGAACUCACACACUAUGAAAAUAUGGCCAACGUGAAGGAGAAAAAGAAGAAGCGAGUUGAGAAACGCGAUUACGAUUCGGAGAUGGAAUUAUCCCAGACUGUUCUCGAUUUAACCAGAACUGUUGCAGCACUUCGAGACGAGGUGACACGUCUAAAAAUCGCAGAAGCUUUAGAAGAUAAAGAAAAUGAUCUCCUGGCAUCCGCUCUUAAACAGGCGACACUUGGUCAGCUACAAGGCACGGAGGGGAAUUUGAAGAAGGAGUACUUAGACAUUCAAAACGCAAUAAGAGUAGAAGAGCAGUUACAGGCAGUUAGAACGCCGAAGAAUGAGGAAGAAAUGGAGGAACCAGGCAUAGAAGGGGAAGAAGAAGUUGUGGCAGAAAACCUUCCAUUUGUUGAUAAAAGACAGGGGAAUUUGGCAGGGAUGGUGGCAAACGAUAACACAAAUAAUGAUCAGUGGUACGAGAAUCCAGUGGAGGAAAAUGUUGGAAUGGAUGAAGACGACGCAGACAAAACAUUGAGAGAGUUUGCAGCAAAAGCUCUCAUUUACAAACAACAACUUAAAAAUAAUGAAAAUGAAAAAGCCAUUGAAGAACUUGUGUCCAACCUGAGCCCAGAAGAAAGACAAGAACUGGCGGAAGGAUAUCUUAAUCAGGGUCCCUUUGAUGUGCCAUCUAAUGAAAAUAAUUGUCCUGGCGUUAAUUAUCUGACUUCCCAGUGUUCUGUUGCCAAAAUGGCUGGACUCAAAAUAGACGACGAUGCAAUGAAUCUUUGUAAUAGACACGAAAUCUGCUACACGUGUGGAGAAACUUUAUCCUUCAGUCAAACAACAUGUGAUGCCGGUUUCCGUGGAGACGUUAUAGAAAUGUGUGGCAAUGACACAGAAUGUAUUGAAAAUGGCGCUAAAUUUCUGUGGUUUUUAAAAUCAGAACAUACCUAUAAUUAUGGUUACUUGAACAAAUGUGACUCUGGUUGUGUUAAAGAUUUCAUCAAAGGACUAUAAAAUUCAUAUUGAAAAAAAUAAGCAUUGGUUUUAUAGACUAAAUUACAAUUCAGAAUUUGACAACCUUUUUGCAAAUAAAGUAGUCAUCCGAAUUCUUGGGUGAUUUUUCUGAAAGUUUUACUAAAAUAUUUGUGUCAGUGGCGGUAUUUUUUGUUUUUAAAAAUUAUUUUCACAUUUUAUUAAUAUCGUGAUUUUUUUAUAAAUAUAUUUAAAGAGUUGAGCAAUAGUUACACUCACCCUUACUAGUUGGAUUCUAAGGAAAGAAUAUCGUAGUAAAAAACUGUGGAAAGUAAACAUACAUACAUCGUAUACCAUGCAAGUAUGGAUAAUGUCAUAAAACUUGUAUUUGUAUAAUACACUUAAGUCAAUAAAUGGGUAUAUAUGAAUGUUUUAAGGUUGCAUGGAGGUAUUUCAAAUUUAACUAUUUUGUUGCAUAACAAAUAUUUUUAAUUUGAAAUGAUAGGGGAAUGAUUUUAAAAAGGUGAUACUGAAAUCACUAGAUCAAGUCACUGAUAUCGACUAACAUGAACACAAUCAAAUUCUAUUUUGCUAGCUGUAAUAUAAUGAGUGUGCAAGAAUUUUGCAGAAUAAUCUUAAGUUUCUAUGUUUGAAAAAUGCUUAAUUCUAGCCAAUAGAAUUUUGAGAUUUUGUCAAUAAAGGAACUUUAAGAAUA